GGAUUAAGAAAUCAGAAGCCAGAAAAAGCUACCGCACAUGACCAAAUGUUCACAACUAGCAAGUAUUUGUGAAAAUAACACUUUCAACGUUCACUUGAGCCAAUUGCUUAAUACGGGACCCAAAACAACUGUCACCACCGCAAGGAAUCCUAUAAAGCGAAUAAAAAGCAAGAGGAACCCCACCAAACCAAGAAAACCAGCUCACAUAUUUUCAUGGUGCUCUUCUCAUGGCUACUUUUGCCGUCCAUUUCUAAUCUUUUUCACAAUAACUUUUACUUUGAAAGCUUUUGUUAGUGCCCACUCUUCCUAAUUCUCUAAAAUAUCUCUGCAUGGGAGAUCUCAAGUUGCUCAAACCGACAUUAUUUCUUCUAUAAAUACCCUUCAAUACCUACAAUAGCCCCUCCAUGUCUCUAGUUACUCACAAACCUCUUCUACUUCUGCAUGAAAAAAAUCACAAUCUUAUACAUACCUCAGCAUUUGCUUCUUGAUUGAAAGGGUCUUCUCUUUGUUUUAAGCCAGUUUAAUGGCAGAGAACUUUGAUACUCAGCUGGUGAGUCCUCUUCCUUCAUCCAUUUCUUGCUGGGUCAUGUCAAAUCCCCGAGCUUCUAAGAUGAAGCGCAGGGCUUCGACGGUCUUGAAGAAGACAUUCUCCUUCAUAGUGAACAUGGUGAGGGCCAAGUCCAUGUUAGCAAAGGGAAAAUGCAGUGCCAUUAAGACUAGGCUCCUCAUUUUCGGGCUCCUGCGAAACAAGAAGGUUAUUAUGACUGCAAUAAACCAUAAGAUACAUGCUAUCAUGGGCCAGGAGAAAGGAAAACAAGCCGAGAAUGAAGAGGACUACAGCAAGGCAAUUGUGCUGUACAAUAAUGCAGAGGAGGCGCCUUCAAACACCAGUCCCUUGGAAGCUUUUCGGUCCUACGAAGUGGAAGAUGAAGAUGAUGACUAUCCAGACCUUCGUCACUCACUCUUCGACUCGGAAGAUGAUGAUGAAGACGAUGAUGAGCUUGUAAAUGGCACUGGAUCUGUCAUAGAUCUAGUCAGGAAUUCGAGGGAGGAUGGCACUGAGUUCAAGCUUGAAGAUGAGAUUGACCAUGUCGCUGAUGUGUACAUCAGAAGGUUCCAUAGGCAGAUGAAGCUGCAAAAACAGGAGUCUUUGAAGAGGUACAGAGAGAUGCUUGCAAGAGGCGUCUAAGAGCUCUUGACUGCCAUCAUUUUAGAACUCGUUUUGCAUGGUUCUGCUACUAGUCACAUCAUUAUCAUCAGCUUCGUUGGAGCUCCAGACACUUCUUUCCUUUGAUAUUUUACCAACUCAGAGGAAGCAACAAGUUCAUGUGUCAUCAUGUAUGUUAACAAGUUUUUUUUUUUUUCCCCUCGCAAAUUCUGUAAUCUCAUUGCAAUAAAUAUGUAGUUCAUAUAUCUGCUAGUAUUAAUAUUCUUUUGUGAGUGAUGCGUGAUGGACUGUCUCUGUAUCAACUCAACUGUUAUCAUGUAUGUCAACAAGUUCUAUUAUUUUUUUUUCUCUCGCAAAUAUUGUAAUCUUCUGUUAUCUCAUAGCAAUAAACUAUGUAGUUCAUAUA
Messenger RNA from Dendrobium catenatum, 1574 nucleotides. RefSeq lists its product as uncharacterized. The coding region runs from base 524 to 1189 and encodes 221 amino acids. The record is from RefSeq and is a predicted model, not a curated record. The transcript has a single exon. NCBI's taxonomy places the organism in Eukaryota, Viridiplantae, Streptophyta, Magnoliopsida, Asparagales, Orchidaceae.